CCGCAUUAUCCUCCCAGUCACCACAAUAAAUCACACUUGUCUCGCCGGUGCUGACCCACGGCAUCCCCUUCCUGCGUCGCCCUGGAUACGUAGCAUAUCAGCCUUAACCUCCUCAAGCUCCCAGCUCACACCACCCUCCUUGUCGUGAGACAAGCUUUUCACCUCCCUGCGUUGCCCUACUUUUUUUCUCCGUGGCAUCAAUACCGCAUCUCCCUUAGGUUGGGCUCGACUGCAGCACAUCACAACCGAGUCUCAGUUCCCUGCCCGGCAGUUUUGUUUACACGCUUUGCAGCACACGUUGCCCCUCGGUGCCAUCAUUCAUCUUUCUCACAUUUUUCCAACCACGCGAGGUAUACGCGGGCCACAUUGAAGCCAAUUGACACAAUGGGCGGUUUCUACAUGCAGUACCUGGAAAGCCUGUGCCGGAGGCGAGGAUGGCAUGACCCCAUGUAUGAAUGCUACCGGGACUCUAAUGGCUACACAUGCCUGGUCCUGGUUAAUGGGCGCGAGUACCAGACGGAUCUCGCAUACGAGUCGAGCACCCUGGCUCAGGAGAAUGCGGCCAUGCGCGCGUUUAUGGUCUGCCGGAACUUCUCGGUCAAUGGCGGCAUGCUCGCCCGCAACGGGAUUGUCCAGGGCCUGCCUGCCGAUGACACGAGUCGCAAGGCCAGAAAGGGCAGCCGGCACACGUCCUCGUCCAAUCACGGACACCGGAGCAGGUCUGGCCAUCACUCCAGCAGCAGCUCGACCACCUCACUAGAGUGAGGCUGCGGGACAGAGCCGCAUUCCUUGUGUGACGGGACUCCCGGGGACAGGAUUGAGAUUCGUUGAAUCCUAAGAUCUGCCCUUCGAACCACCCACGGAUCUGGAUAUCCAGGCCCAAUCAACGGAGAGCAGAAAGGCUCAAACCACCUUACCACCAUUCAAACGCCAUGCCUUUUUUUAUUUUUUUUGCGAUACACUCGGACAAGGCUUCACAGCGACAGGGCGGGG
Molecule: messenger RNA, 993 nt
Organism: Parathielavia appendiculata
Lineage: Eukaryota; Fungi; Ascomycota; Sordariomycetes; Sordariales; Chaetomiaceae
Exons: 2
Coding region: 385-765 (126 amino acids)
Source: RefSeq, a predicted model, not a curated record